Closterium sp. Naga37s-1 is the source of this 1359-nucleotide messenger RNA. The record is from the annotation of a GenBank genome assembly. Lineage: Eukaryota; Viridiplantae; Streptophyta; Zygnematophyceae; Desmidiales; Closteriaceae.
AUGCGUGUGUCUGUUGGCCCGCCGUCGGCUUCUUCCACUCCCAAGCGAGCGCGAAAUGGGAAAUGGGCGCAGAGUACUCUGGUCGUCGGAGGCCGCCGUAUUCCACCGCCUGACAAUGACAAGCCGGCAGAUCCUCCACCGAAAGAAGCUGAGCUGCCGGAGGAAGUUGACAUCCCUGUGCGCGCGGAUACCGGCUCGCCCGCACUCACCAAGAUGCAGCUGCGUGAGCAGGUGUACCUGGAGGCGAGUAUUAACUACGAGACGAAGUGGUCGCGACACUUUUCCUGGCUGGUGUUUGGGAAGACCAAGGACGGUUUUCCCUACGUGAAGUGCUCCAUCUGCGUGUCGUACGCGAAGGGGAACACGAGAUACGCCAUGCAAGGUGACGACGGUGGCCGUGACUUGCAGACGCAGUCGUUCAGGGCGCACGAGCAUACGGACGCACACAAGGCGGCGGUGGAUCGGCAGUUGAAGCUUGCGGCGGGCAUCCGCGAGGGCCAGCAGGUAAUUUCGGACUUCAUCAACUCCUACGUCGAGGGGCGGCGCGCGAUUCGACUCAUGCGGUCUACGCAUGAGGCGUUGGCUGUGAAGGACGCCGCUGAGUCAAACGAGGACCUUGGCAUGGUCGACAAGGUGGUGCGCACAGUGGCGACGCUUCUCGGGAACUCAAGCGUGUGGAGUCAGAGGUUCAAGUACCUGCAGCGAGUGAUCUACCAGACAAACCUCGAAGUCCAAGGAAUCCACACGGUUCGGUGGCUGUCACGAGGGGAUGCGGUGCGCAGGCUGUGCAAGGUCCUCGGCGCUUGCAUCGUGCUGCUCUGGGAGCACAACCACAAGGCCUACGAGAUUGUGACGUGCUACAAGUUCCAGUUCUGUUUGUUUUUCCUAGCCGACAUUCUGGCCGACAUGAACGACCUCAACCGAUGCUUCCACAGACGUGAGCUGGAUGUGACUGAGAUUGCGAAGACCAUUGAGUCCACCACGGGUGAUCUGACGGAACGCUACUUGACGACAACCAAACCGUUCGGGGGCGAGGGGAAGAGCUGGCUGGUAAACUUCCUCAAGGUCCACAAGGAGGGAGGAGGCAAGCAGGUCCGGGUUCGAGGCGUGGACGGAGAGGGACGCCCAAUCAACCACCUCUACACCAUGCAUGAGAGGAAGCUGAAGGGCCACAAGCAGGGAAGCACCUACGCAGACUGCGUGAAGCUGUGCCGCCAAUUCGCCCGCGACUGCGUGGACAACCUCAACACCCGGCUGGAUGACCUUGGGAAGUUGGGCCCGACGAAGCUGUUCCGGGCGGGGAAGUGGCCGAAGAUCAAGGCCCAGCGAGAGAAGAAAUGCAAAGAGUGGCUGCACUGA